Rubroshorea leprosula is the source of this 731-nucleotide messenger RNA. Lineage: Eukaryota; Viridiplantae; Streptophyta; Magnoliopsida; Malvales; Dipterocarpaceae. The record is from the annotation of a GenBank genome assembly.
UAUUGGUUCUGGAUGCUGUAGCGGAAAUGCAGAGAAAAUCACUGAUAUCUGAACUUUUUCGAUCGCAAAACCUCCAUUAUGGAUUCAAUCAGAGCUUCUUUUUCUCCUCAGAGAAAACCCAAAUCCCAUCACCACUCGCCGACCCAGAUGAUUCUCUGUACGCCGAUGUCCCGAAGCCUCAGCGAGAUAAGUCGGAGAGGAAGCCGUAUCCCACUCCGAUGAAAGUUCUGAUUGAAAGGGCGAAGAAAGAGAGGGAGGUGAGAAAAGCCCAACCUUGUAGAGUGCUCGAAGACCCACCAGGGAAUGGGUUGUUGGUACCUGAACUCGUCGACGUGGCCCACCGAGUGUAUCGAGCCCGUGAAUCCCUGCUCUCUGGUGUGGCUAAGCUCAUCCGAGUUGUUCCAGUACAGCGCUGCAGGUUCUGCCAUGAGGUUCACAUAGGCCCUGUAGGACAUGAAAUCCGAACCUGCACUGGUCCAGAAAGUGGUGUACGGAGUGCCACUCAUGUUUGGAGAAAGGGGAGAGUGCAUGAUGUGGUCUUUUUCCCUAAAUGCUUCCAUCUCUAUGACCGUGUUGGAAAACCAAGGGUUACUCAUGAUGAGUGGCAUAGUGUCAAGCAAAUUCCUGCUGUUGUAGAGCUUUGCAUACAAGCUGGGGUAGACAUUGAAAAGUACCCUACAAAGAGAAGAACAAAACCUGUCUAUUCUUCAUCCUUCACCGGACUCUUAUAA